Molecule: messenger RNA, 1600 nt
Organism: Orbicella faveolata
Lineage: Eukaryota; Metazoa; Cnidaria; Anthozoa; Scleractinia; Merulinidae
Product: membrane progestin receptor gamma-A-like
Cellular component (GO): membrane
Molecular function (GO): signaling receptor activity
Source: RefSeq, a predicted model, not a curated record
CUCACUGAUCAUUUAACAUUAUUGCAAGACGCCUAAGUUUACUAAGAAGCAACGGGAACAUUUCAACACAAACAUUUAUGUCGAAAUGAAACUCCGAUCAAAGUCCGUGAUUCCUGCCCACGAAAAGGUAAAUAAUAAUCGAAACAACAACGACAGAGGCGUUUCAGCGAAGUUAUUGAAUGGAAAAAGCGGGAAACAUGUCCUUUUAUACAACGUCAGUGAUGUUCCACCCGGCCUUCACGAAUCAUUCGUCAGAACAGGAUACAGAAAGCCUAACAGCACUACCUGGGAAUGUCUCCAAAGCCUCUUUUACGUCAACAACGAGUCUUUCAACAUGUGGAGUCAUAUCAUAGCAGUUUUGUACUUUAUUGUGCGGUAUACAGUAGUUCUGCUUGAGUUACGACAACCGAGCUCGCCUCAGAGAGAUUUCUAUUGGCCAAUGUUGUCAUCGUUUAUCGGAACAAUCACCGUGUACACAUUGAGCGUCACUGCUCAUGUGUUUAACUCCAAAUCGGAAAAGAUGCACAGAGUUUUCUACUUCUUCGACUAUGCAGGUAUCAGCAUUUAUACCUUCACUUCAGGCCAAGUAAUGUAUUACUACAAUCGACCAACUAACACCCAGUGGAGAAUUUUCGAAUCAGCAGUGAUGUACACGCUCCUGGGCGCUGGUUUAUCUUUUUUGGCAACGUUCUAUAGCUGCAAGAGCAAAGUACAUCUUCAAAAAUACGGACCAGUCAUCCGUAUAAUCGCAGUGUUCGCUGGCUGGAUCAACACCGUGCUCGCUCCAACGGUUGGCGUGACGAUGUGUAGCUGUCACGAUGUCACGAAAUGCCAGUCCUUCGUUUCCUGUAACGAAUUGCUCGUUACGUAUUAUUGGCGUCACUGUUUUUGUUCCGUCGCGGGGGGAGUGAUUUAUGGUAGCAGACUACCUGAGCGCCUUCUGCCAGGAACAUUCGACAUCAUAGGAAGCAGUCAUCAUUUUCUUCACAUCUUUGGUGCUCUUUCCACGGAGUACGCCUUCAAAAUUCUAGAAGUUGCGUUGGAGAGCCGCCGGGACCCGAGAAAUGAAAUUUUGGCGCAGUCACUGACUGAAAUAUCGAGCUUGGAGACUUUGUUCCCAACCAUUGUAGUUUUUGUUGUAAAUAUUGCGAUAGCAUUUUGGUUUGCGAAGUCGAUUUACAACUCUAAAGAUCCUGUGAGUAGGAACGAAAUGUGAUGUUCUAGAAUUUCUGGAGUGAGGUACGUAGCAAGCCUAGUUGCCAUGAUAACGGAUGCUAUUUAACACAUGAAAUCCCUUUCGGAUUUGCGUACUAGAAUAUAUUUUGAAAAUUUCGUUGUGUGAGGAAGGGUAUAUGCGCACACCGCAGGGCGUAUGUGUGCCGUGAUCAUUAAUUUUACAAUACUGAUGGUGUUCCAAAAGCCUGAUAAUUUUUCACUUUUUCUAAAUCGUUACAGUAACAGUAACAAUUCAAUCACUACAAUUCGCAAAAUAUGUCAAAAUAGAAUCAUGGCCGAUUUUCGAAUCUGUAACAAAACAGAAAGAAAUAAAAUCUUCGUGGUUCUUGUUUGCCUGAAUAAAAUACGUCCUCUCUUUCACGCG